AUGGGCACUGGCAUGUCCCGAAAGAUGAAGCUCGCGCUGGCAAUUACAAUGUUACUGGACUACUCAUGCACAGACCAGUACCAGCCUAACAUGCCAGAAAUGGCGAGGGCGUUCCAUGUGUCUCCAGCUGAAAUGGGGUCCACGAUCCAGAUCCACCUGUUCAGCUGCGCCCUUGGCAUAGUGUUCGUUGGCCCCAUUUCAGAUCGAAUGGGCAGACGCCCGGUCAUAUUGGCGUGCCAGUGGAUGCAGGCAGUCAGCACGUUCACAUGCAUGUGUGCGACAAACCUCGGCUGGUUCAUGGCCGGGCGUGUCGUUCAAGGUUUAGCAGCCUCCGUGUACGUCGUCGUGCUCGCGAGCAUGCGUGACUGCUAUGAGGACCCAGCCAGUAGCCUGCAGGCAAUGGGUACCAUGAUGACGCUGAUAUUAAUUGGCCCUAUCUUUGCCCCUGGUUUUGGAGGGCUCUUGGGUUCUUACUUUGGAUGGAGAUUUCCCUUUGGCCUGCUGACGGUCGUGGCGGUGCUUCUCGCAUUCACGAGCUGCAUAGUGGUCACUGAGACAGCUGCUGCACGUGAACACAGCUCCAAAAUAGUGGUACAAGUCCGUCGCGCGAUUGGCAGCCGAAGACAGUUACUGAUCCUAGUCAACGUUGGAAUCACCAAGAGCUUGUUUGACAUAGUUAUUUCCACCAAUGGCUUCAUUUUGGAAGAUCGCUAUGGCCAGACAGUUCUAUCUGCCUCAUUGUAUACCGCAGCAUUCGCGGUUUCAUGUGCCAUGGGCUCCUGGGUGUCUGGUCAGUUGAGCAAGAAACCGACCGAAGUGAUGAUGAUGUUCACUCCGCUUGUGCUACUUGCUGCUCUGGCGUUAGUCUUGGCUGGCAUAAUGUCAGAAAGCAUGGGCGGAUACCUGAGCAGUAUUGCAUUCCUGCAGUUUGCCAUUUUCCCGCCGAUUAUGUCGUUCCACGCGGAGUUUUCACAAGACUUGAACGAUAUUGCUGGAGUCGCCACAAGUGUCGAUUUGUUCUCCCAGUACAUGCUAAGCUCUGUGAUUUCUUUGCUUGGGAUCUGGGCCGCGGAGCAAAGUACAAGGGCGAUGCUGUUUACAAUGGCUUGUUUGGUGAUUCUGACUGAACUCAUCACACGGACAGGCAUAUGUCCACCUACAAGUUUUUUUGGUGAGGCGCUGCUCCUUUCGGCAGAGACAACGCUGGCGCAGAAAUGA
Molecule: messenger RNA, 1218 nt
Organism: Symbiodinium pilosum
Lineage: Eukaryota; Dinophyceae; Suessiales; Symbiodiniaceae
Source: the annotation of a GenBank genome assembly